AUUAACGGUGUUACAGCGAGUCUUGUUUACAAUUUUCGAUAUAUAGGCACAAAGUAAUAAUUCCAUUUUACAUUUAAUGUUUACUGGAUAUAAAGAAGGUUCAUGAUGUACGCAUAAGUAAUAAAAUCAAACAUUUUUUUAUAUGGAUGGUACUAUUCGUUUUCAAUGGAAGGAGCAGAGACGAACUUUGAAGGAAAUGAAUCUCGAGAGAACAAACAGAUUCUGAAGGAAGUCGCUGAUGACCUAGAGGUUCAAGACCUCGAAGAGAAGAGACAACAAAUAGAAACAAAACUUUUGAAAACACACACUCUCAUAGAUAAGCUUGAAAAUAUAAAGAUAGCUAAAACUGAGUAUGAAAAAGCAGAAAAUAUCAAAGCUGAUUUAGAAAAAGACAUAGAUACCACUAAAGCAAUACAAUGUGUGGACAAGGAAAACGUUCUGACUGCAGAUGACUUUUGUAAGGAAUUACGGAUAUAUAAGAAAAAGAAUGGUAUGAGCCAAAAGCAAGAACGACUUUGCAACUUCGCAAAAGGUCAUAUUAUAGAAGAAAAUAAGAUUUAUCCUUUGACAGAUGUCAAAUUAACGAUAGACUUUUCCUUUGAAGGUACCAAUAACAUAACAAUAAUCAAAGGAAGCGGUAAACAAAAGAUACGUGCUUGGUAUGAUGAUAAAGAUGAACCAAGAUUUAUUUGGGAAAAGAUAUCGACAUGGAGAAGGUUUAGGGUAUACGUCUCUUCGUUUAAAUUCACUGACCAUAUAUCAGACAAAGUAACAAUAUCUUUUCAAAAUGGCCUAAAUGCUUUACAGAAUGCACUAACUGCAGCAAACAGUUUUAUUUUGACAAAAACUGUAUUGAAUUCUAAGGAGGACAAGUUACAUGACGAAGCUAAAGAUAUCAUAACCGACCAAAGCGGCUCUCGAUCAGGCUUUGGAGAGGAAGAUUCGGAGCAAAUGUCUAGAGAUGAGGAUCGGGAAGGCAAAGACCAGCCAAAGAAACAAGUUACAAAUAAAGGUAACCAAAAGGAAUUGUCUAGAAACAAAAGAUCUAGUGAUGGCAUAAAAGUAAAAGUAAGUGAUAAAAAUGAACCUGAAAGAGGUUCUCGAGAGGCAGAUUCGGAAGAAAUAUCUGAAGAUGAAAAUGAAGGAGCCGAUAACGAAUCAAAGAAAAGGGUUAGAAAUAAAGUAAACAAAGGCGGAGUAUCCGGAAACAAAAAGUCUAAGCUGUAAAGUAAUACAUAGACAAUUAAAUGCCGCUUAUCAAAUGAAAAUAUUAUAUGUAAAUAAAAUGUGUAAUUUGCUAUUAAUAAGCCGAUUUUACUUCGUACAUGAACGUACACAUCUUUGUUUUCAGGUAAGACACACAAUUCAUUUUGUGUACCUAUACUAUGUCUAGUGCAUAUUUGUAUGUUAUUUUUAAGAAUCAAUAACACGAAAAUGUCUAAUGAAAUGCAUAUAUUUAAGAUGAAUUUCAUUCGUAGCUUCGUUUAAAUACCUACAUCCUAUUGUUUGACAUUCAGAUUAACAUUUUGUUUUUCAUUGGUGUUAUCCAAAUAUGGAAAACAAGAUCUUUUUGCACUACAAAAAAAAUGAAAGAUAAAGGUAGAUUUCACGGAAGCACAGAGCACCUCAAACACAGCCUUGGAGCCAUGCAUCGCAAAGAAAGCCCGCAACAAAAAGAAACUUCAUCGAAAUAAUAUAGCAAACUGGUUGCUUAAAAAUCUAACAACAAGUACAUUUUAAUUAUAUGCAAAAUACAAAAAUGGGUAAGUGGUAGAUAAAGGGGCGAGGGUGCUUGGCAAAAUACAAAAUAAAAGCAAGGAUUAAU
Molecule: messenger RNA, 1825 nt
Organism: Mercenaria mercenaria
Lineage: Eukaryota; Metazoa; Mollusca; Bivalvia; Venerida; Veneridae
Exons: 4
Coding region: 166-1227 (353 amino acids)
Source: RefSeq, a predicted model, not a curated record